This is a messenger RNA of Gavialis gangeticus (Gharial), 1364 nucleotides long. RefSeq names its product nuclear distribution C, dynein complex regulator (gene NUDC). Gene Ontology annotation, biological process: protein folding. The coding region runs from base 44 to 1072 and encodes 342 amino acids. NCBI's taxonomy places the organism in Eukaryota, Metazoa, Chordata, Crocodylia, Gavialidae. Gene Ontology annotation, cellular component: cytoplasm. The record is from RefSeq and is a predicted model, not a curated record. The transcript is spliced from 9 exons.
CCGGUUCCGGGUGAGGGGUCGCGGGCAGUGGUUGCGGAUCGCCAUGGGGCUGAGCGCGGAGGAGGCGGCGGAGCAGGAGGACCGCUUCGAUGGCAUGCUCCUGGCCAUGGCGCAGCAGCACCAGGGCGGCGUGCGGGAGCUUGUUAACACGUUCUUCAGUUUCCUGAGACGGAAAACAGAUUUCUUCACAGGUGGAGAAGACGGAGUGGCAGAGAAGCUUAUCACAGAUACUUUCAACCACCACAACAAGCUGGCGCAGAAGGAGCAGAAGGAGAAAAAAGCCCAACAGGAAGUUGAACGUCGCGAGAAGGCAGAACGGGCUGCGAAACUUGCCAAAGAAGUAAAGCAGGAAGCCAACGAGCCAAAAAUCAAAGAGCUUACAGAGGAGGAGGCGGAAAGGUUGCAACUGGAACUCGACCAGAAAAAAGAGAGAAAAGAAGAAGAGAAUAACAAUGUCUCUACAAAACCCUCUGAGCAUGAAACAGACUCUCCAGAUUCUAGCAAACAGGAGUCGGAGGAAGAGGAAGAAGAUGAGAAGGAUAAAGGGAAAAUGAAACCGAACUCCGGGAAUGGGGCUGACCUUCCAAACUACAGGUGGACACAGACCCUUUCUGAGCUGGAUCUGGCAGUCCCAUUCAAGGUGAACUUCCGGCUGAAGGGGAAAGAUGUGAUUGUGGACAUCCAAAGACGGCAUCUGAAACUGGGCUUGAAAGGUCACCCCCCUGUAAUUGAUGGAGACCUCUACAAUGAAGUGAAGGUGGAGGAGAGCUCUUGGCUGAUUGAAGAUGGGAAAACAGUCACUGUGCACCUGGAGAAGAUCAAUAAGAUGGAAUGGUGGAAUAAGCUUGUCUCCACGGAUCCAGAAAUUAACACCAAGAAAAUCAACCCAGAGAACUCAAAGUUAUCAGACCUGGACAGUGAAACUCGCAGCAUGGUAGAGAAGAUGAUGUAUGACCAACGACAGAAGUCCAUGGGGCUCCCAACAUCGGAUGAACAGAAGAAGCAGGACAUACUGAAAAAGUUCAUGGAACAACACCCAGAAAUGGACUUCUCAAAGGCUAAAUUCAACUGAGCUCCUCUUCUUUCCCCUUUUUCUUCAGCCAAUCCACUGAGUGGGGGCAGGAUGCUUAUCAGCAGAUGGGGCACCUGCCUUGGGUGAAUAAACACUCCCCACACCUUCUCUCCCCCACCCUCUCCCCAACCCAGCUUGCUGUGGAAACAGCUUCAUGAGUGUCAUCUCCUCACUUGUCAUCUCUCCAGCAAAACACAAGGCUCAGUUUGAAGUACCAGUGUCUAGCAGUUGCAUAGUCUAUGGGAGCAUGUUACCCAGGUAGGGAGGACCUUGUUGUGCUGGGGGGCGGGGG